Molecule: messenger RNA, 1524 nt
Organism: Neolamprologus brichardi
Lineage: Eukaryota; Metazoa; Chordata; Actinopteri; Cichliformes; Cichlidae
Source: RefSeq, a predicted model, not a curated record
AUGUUUGUGCUCAUCUGGGCAAAUCUGUUUUUCUCUGUAAAAGGCAGCAUUGUUGACACAGGUGCUUCAGCCUGGGGACAACAACACUGUGUUGGAAGAUACUGUGUGACUCUCAGUGAGCGAGAACUAACAGCAGAGGCUGGACUCUGUGUGGUGAUCCCGUGUUCUUUCACUACUGCUGAUGAGUUUACACCCAAACAUACAGUUUGGUACAAAUGUGAAGCAUCUCAACACAGUUGCAGUGAUGAUGAAAUAAUAUUUCACAGCAACAAAAACACAGACAAAAAAGUUCAGUCUGGGUUUGAAGGACGAGUCUCAUGUUUGGAGCCUGAUGUGAGUCAGAACAACUGCAGCAUCAUCAUUAAUGAUCUGAAAGAGUCUGAUUCUGGAUCAUAUCAGCUCAGAGUUACUGGUGAACUGAAUGGGAAAGAAGAUGGAUUCACAUUCAUUCCAAGAGUAACUGUCUCUGUUAAAGGUCUUAAUCAGAAGCCCACAGUAAUGAGUCCCACACUGACUGAGGGACAGCAGGCCACACUGACCUGUGUUGCUCCUGGUCUCUGCUCUGGAUCUGUUCCUGAAAUCACCUGGACAUGGAGAGGAGCAGGAGGGACUGAAUCUUACAUUAAAGGAAACAGGACUGAUUUCAACACUGACAAUCCGACGUCUUUCACACAGAGACACAUCUCAACUUUGACCUUUAAUCCUUCAGCUGAACACCACAACACCAGUGUCACUUGCAAGAUCAACUUCACAGGUAGAAAAUCUACAGAGGAGACUUUGACUGUACAUGUAAACCAUAUGAAAGAAAUUACAAUCAGUGGUAUUACAACUGUUAGGGAGGGAGAUGUUCUGAAUCUGACCUGCAGUCUUGAAAGUUUCCCUCCAUCCAUGAUUGUGUGGUCUAAACUUGGUUCUGACACAAACCUGCACAGUUAUUCUGGAUCAGCCAGGCUUGUCAUUGAGAAUAUGAAACCAGAACAUUCUGGACAGUACAUCUGUGCAGUUACAUAUAUGAACAAUACCCUGAAGAAGGAUGUCAAUAUCACAGUGAUAUAUAACAGGGCUGCUCAGAUCAUUGGGAAUACAACUGUUAGGGAGGGAGAUGUUCUGAAUCUGACCUGCAGUGUUGAAAGCUUUCCUCCAUCCGUGAUUAUGUGGUCUAAACUUGGUUCUGACACAAACCUGCAUAAUGACACUGGAUCAGCUACAAUUUUCAUUCAAAAUAUAUAUGAUGGUGAAGCAUUACAAAACAACCAGACCCUGAACUCAAACAGUGGGACAAAAGAAGUGGAAUAUGCCACCAUUGAUUUUUCCCUGUUAAAAACAAAGCCAGCAAGGACGCAAGAAAGCACAAAGACGGAGUACGCUGAAAUCAAGAGGAUAAUAAAAAAAGAACAAGAAAAUGAUGGUGGAGACGACGGUAAAAUGUUGGAGGGGGAGAUGAAACACUGUGAACCAGAAAAGAAGGACGAGGAAGAUGAGGCAGUGUACUCCACUGUGAAUGACAUAAUAGAUGAUAAUUGA